GAGAGAGGAGAGAGAGAGAGGAGAGAUCUCAGCCACUGCACAAACUGUGCCAUUGCGUGAAGCAGCUGAACCCCACGCAGUGUCGCCCUUCCUCCCGAGGUGUAUUCCCUUUGGCCGCUUUUAUUUGGCCAAAAAUGAAAACUCUUUCAGCUGCUUCAUUCCUUCUCCUCUCAAUGAUUAAUUAUGGAUCUUCUCAGAACACAAGCAACCCUAUUUCAGACAGAGGGUGUGGAUUGAAGCUUCUGCCACACUACCUGAAUUUGUGCAGCCUGGACGUAAUCUGGGGAAUCGUUGUGGAGGCGGUGGCAGGCGCAGGAGUGCUGACUGCAUUCUUACUGAUGCUGAUUCUGCUGGUGAAAUUACCGUUCAUUAAAGACAAAGACAAGAAAAGUCCUCUUGGGAUCCAGUUUCUGUUUCUGUUCGGCACCCUGGGAUUGUUUGGACUGUCGUUUGCAUUUAUCAUCCCAGAAGAUGAAAAAACGUGUCCCACAAGAAGAUUUUUAUGGGGAGUCCUAUUCUCUCUCUGUUUUUCCUGCUUGCUUGCGCAGGCGUGGAGGUUGCGACGGCUGGCUCAACAUGGCAAAGGCCCAUCUGGAUGGCUGUUGGCUGGCAUUGCAGUCUGUCUCAUGCUGGUUCAAGUUAUAAUUGCAGUGGAAUGGUUGAUCCUAACUAUCGUUCGAGAACAAAAGUCGGCUUGCAAAUAUGAGCAGAUGGACUUUGUGAUGGCACUGAUUUACGUUAUGUUCCUGAUGGCUGUAACCUUUCUGCUUUCGCUCUUUACCUUGUGUGGAAAGUUCAAGAAAUGGAAGAAGAACGGAACCUGCAUUAUUGUGACCAUGUUUUUCUCCAUCUUGAUCUGGGUUGCGUGGAUUGCCAUGUACCUCUAUGGCAAUGUGGAACUGAACAAAAGGCCACUGUGGGAUGAUCCUGCACUCUCCAUCGCACUGGUUUCUAAUGGCUGGGUGUUCCUUAUUUUUCAUGCAAUUCCAGAGGUCCAUUGCUCAGUCGUCCCAUCAAAACAAAACACACCCGAUUACUUUGACGCAGUCCAGCCUAGAAUCCGUGAGACUAAUUUUGAAGAAGAAUUGCAACUUCCACGUAGUUACAUGGAAAAUAAGGCUUUUUCUCUGGAUGAAUCUGCGGCAGGCUAUAAAUCUGGCUUUCGGAAUGGGAGUAUGGGACCUCGACCUAACAUUCAGCUUCGAAGCAACGUCUACCAACCCACUGAGAUGGCAGUGGUACUUAAUGGUGGAAAUAUUCCAUCCGCUCCUCCAGGUUACCCAGGAAGACACCUAUGGUAAAAGCUAAACAGAUGAGUCACAAGCCAAUUCCAGCAAUUCACUGAUCCAGUGGCUCCUUGGACAAAAAUCAAUGCAAAUGAUUUAGCAAAUGGCAGUGAAACAAACCGGAGAUGUAUGAAGCCCAAUUAUUCUUAAGCUGAUAGAAUUUUUAUAGAUGUGUAUAUACAGAAUAUAGUGUCGCUUGUAGGAUGUACAUAUAAAAGUUUUAAAGUUAGAAAUUUAUUGUUCUGGCAAUGCUUUCACCUACCUAUGGCAUCCUUUAUGGCUCCAGAGCAUUUCUAUGCUUGUGUACAUACUGGGAUUACAUUAUACUGAGUUAAUAAAUUGUGGAAAUGUGACUUUCAAUAGUGCUUAUUUCUGUAAAAUCAACAUUUACUGGAUAUUACAUUAAACUCCCUGGAGGAGAUGGGAAAAUUUGUUUAUCCUUGUAAAUGUGUUUUGCAGAGUCAGUAAUGUCUGUAAUUAGUGCCGAGGAUAAGUUGUAACUGUGGGGUGACUUUAGUCAUUUAGAUUUUUGUUUGGAGGCAUUCUGUGUUAGCUAAUCAAUAAAAUGGCAUAAAAGUUAAAUUGAUGCAGCAAACCACUGUUUACGUGUUCAUUAGAAACGUGACUAACAGUAAUUUUGCUAUGAAGAUUCAGUCUGUGGUGCAUGUGUACUGUACACUGAAAGCAAGUGAGAUUAUAAAAGUUUUAAUAAUUAAAACACCAGUAUGCUUUGUAUGCAAGAAGUUUUGUUUAAUGCUAGUAUUUGUAGUCAAAAUAAUAGAUUGCCACUGAGGUGUAGAUUUUGAAGCUUGUACAAAACGAUCCCAAUUUACCCUCUGUAUCUACCUUUUUAAGAAUCUUUAACUUAUUUGGCUUAUUUACUUUUUGUAAAAAGUCAAAAUGCCAAAAACUUUAGUUCCAUUUUUGCUGAUCAUUUCUCUGCCAUGUAAUACUGUAAAUAAAAAUAAUGUGUCUAUUUAAAA
Molecule: messenger RNA, 2269 nt
Organism: Callorhinchus milii (elephant shark)
Lineage: Eukaryota; Metazoa; Chordata; Chondrichthyes; Chimaeriformes; Callorhinchidae
Gene: gprc5ba
Product: G protein-coupled receptor, class C, group 5, member Ba
Exons: 4
Coding region: 135-1301 (388 amino acids)
Biological process (GO): G protein-coupled receptor signaling pathway
Cellular component (GO): intracellular membrane-bounded organelle; plasma membrane; extracellular exosome
Molecular function (GO): protein kinase binding; G protein-coupled receptor activity; protein kinase activator activity
Source: RefSeq, a predicted model, not a curated record